Molecule: messenger RNA, 939 nt
Organism: Fusarium fujikuroi IMI 58289
Lineage: Eukaryota; Fungi; Ascomycota; Sordariomycetes; Hypocreales; Nectriaceae
Exons: 1
Coding region: 1-939 (312 amino acids)
Biological process (GO): proteolysis
Molecular function (GO): zinc ion binding; metalloendopeptidase activity
Source: RefSeq, a predicted model, not a curated record
AUGUUGCCAUCACAACUACGCUUGGCGGCCCCUAAAGCCAUAUCAGCUUUCCAAGCCGACGGUGAAGAUAUUCCUUCCAGUCUGCACACAUCUCAUAUCUGGCUCAACUGGCUUAGGCGAUCACGUCCCAGAAUUACCCCAUCAUAUGUCAAGUCCAUUCAUCAUGGCGACAUUCCCCAUGAGGCUCAGGCAUUAUGGAUCAAGAAGGAGGACCGUUGGCCCCUUGGGCAUGCCAUCACAGUGGAAUUUCUUGAACGGCCAAAUUGCCGCGCCGACAGAGUGGUUCAUAUAGUCGCCCAGUGUGCUGAGCAAUGGGUCCGAGACGCAAACGUCAGUUUUCAAUUUCUUGCGACCACAGGAAAUAACCACGCCGUGAGAAAUUCUGACCUCCAGAUCACUUUUCAGCCUGGCAUCAGUUGGUCUGUCGUUGGAACCCAGGCGCUGAAGAUCCCAGGGAGAACUAUGAAUCUUGCCGUAGAGCCACGGCAUACGGACGAUCAGAUCCGUCGUAUGGCAUUACAUGAACUUGGGCACGCCCUUGGAUUCCGCCACGAGCACACCUCCCCAGCAUCUACCCUCAAGUUUGACAAGGAAAAAUGGAUGGCUUGUACCGGGCAAACAGAGAAACAUUUCAAUGUGAACUUCGAAAAGCGAAUUGAUGACCGGCCUCGCCUAGUUUCAAAAUUCGACCGGCAAUCCAUCAUGAUCUACGAAAUCCCCCAGGAGUGUGAGUGGAACGUGGACAGAGUUCACAUCCCUUUGACCAAUCGUCUGUCCGUCAUAGACCAGGCAGUUGUCAAAAUUGCAUAUCCCUUCGAAGCAACCAGCCGUCAACUUGUCAACGACCAGUGGCACUGUCAUAAAGGGACCUGUAAGCCGGGAAGGGUUCAAUGUGAUCUUUGCAAGCACAUUUCAGAGCUCUCUCCUUUGGGAGAAUAG